AUGUCUAUGGUAACCUUUGGGAAGCCAACAAAGCAUGUCGCUCUACCAGAAUGGUACGCAAGAACUAGGGAGAUGUGUCAGACUGCAGACACCCGACAGUCAGAUUCAAUCAAUCUGAGAGCUGAGGGGCGACAGCUGCGCGGCGAGACCGCCAUAAAGACCAAGUGGGACACUUAUUGCAACGACUCUCGUCUGCAUGACAGGGUUACAGAAUUGUCUCGAUGGCAAGAAGUUCUAGAACAGUGCCUACAAGCUGUUGAAAAUGAGACAGCAAAAUUAACAGAAGAGAAGGCUAUAACAGAGAGAGAACUGGAGUUUCUAGUUACGCAUCUGAACACUGUAGCAGAAUGCAUCAGGCAGAGGGAUAAGCGAUAUGGGAACGAUCUCGUGCUCUCUGACAAGGGAGAUGCUGAAUUAAAAAGUGAGCUUGGUGUGAUUGAACACUUAAAGGACCUCCUGGCAAGUAAGUGCCAUGCUGCAUGGGAGGAGCAGAAUAGACUGAGCGAAGUUCGGAUCAAGUUACAGCUGGAUAUUGGCGACAAGAAAGACACAUUAGCUGUCGACAAAGAAAACUGCAAGAUGACCAAGCACUGUGCUGGAACCAGCUAUAAACCUAAUCCUCUAAGAAUACCAAAGAGAUGCAUCCCAUAUGAGGCCUGGCUGGAGCAUUCCCGCUACAGCAAGUUGAACGCUGACAAUGAAAUCUCUGCUUCUAGAAGGCUGCGUGAAGCUAUGUUCUCUUUGAGAGAAAAAUCUCGAAAUGAUCUUCAGUCUCAGCAUGAUUCUACAGACUAUGCACUCCGUCACCGUAUUUAUGAGACUCAGCGUGAAAAGAAUGAGCUUCAAUGGCAGCAUCAAAAGAUAAUGAAUGAAAUGGAGAAGAUGUUAAAGGAGGUCACUAAUUUGGAACAGGCUGUACUGGAUAAGACUAAUUCUGUGAAGCUGGUAGAGACAAGGCUAGAAAACCGCAUGUUUCGGCCAGGUGCAGAGCUGGUUCAGGACGAUGCCCAGUCUGGGCUGGUGGAUGAGGCACUGCAGCUACGUCAGACUUGCCAGGAUCUUUUCAAGAAGAUCGAUGAUGGAAAGGCAACGUACAAUGCUCUUGAAGCACAUCUGAUAUGUUUGGACCAGGAUGUUAUAAACAAAGAACACACCUUGAUGACAGACCUCCGCUGUCUGAAAUUGAGAUCUGCAUUAAAGAGAUGUUACCAGGCUGAUCCUGCUACGCAGACUGAACGCAACAUCCAACUCACCAGAGUUGCGGAGGAAGUAUCACAGUCAUAA
Molecule: messenger RNA, 1284 nt
Organism: Zootermopsis nevadensis
Lineage: Eukaryota; Metazoa; Arthropoda; Insecta; Blattodea; Termopsidae
Product: tektin-B1
Biological process (GO): cilium movement involved in cell motility; cilium assembly
Cellular component (GO): microtubule cytoskeleton; nucleus
Source: RefSeq, a predicted model, not a curated record